CGAAUUCCAGAUGAUCGUAAUCGUGUUGUUCUUUCAACAACUGACGAUAACCCAAAUGGUUAUAUCAACGCGUCUUUCAUCAAACUUCCAAAGGGACGUAUGCACUUUAUUGCUGCUCAGGCUCCACUAACCUCCACACUCGAAGAAUGGUGGAAAAUGGUGGACGAACAGAAAGUUGUACUAAUUGUUAUGUUAUGCAAACUAGUGGAAAUGAGUAAGGUCAAAUGUGAGCGGUAUUGGCCUUCGGAAGUUGGACAAAGUCUCAUUUUCGGAUCCUACGAAAUCAUGUUGGAGUCGGAGGAGAGGUAUUCUUUACUCCCUUCCCUUUCAUUUGCCAAUGAAGACAUUUGUAUUCUAUCUAAUUGGUUUCACUUCUCGGGAGAGAAACUUCGUUUCUAUCGAAUCAUAUUGGGAAAAGAAGAAAACUAUUGCAGUUUUGUUGACGAUGACUACUUAAUGAGGAAGUUGAAAAUGACUAAUCAAAAGACUGGCGAAUCAAGAUUAAUCACACAAUUGCACUACAGAGAGUGGCCUGAUCAUGGAUGUCCAUCUGGAGAAGAUCAACUCAUUAACAUGAUUGAAAAGAUGGCUAAAUAUAAUCAAGAUUCAACAGCUCCUGUCCUUGUUCACUGCAGUGCUGGAGUAGGUCGCACUGGAACGAUAAUAUCUGUAAAUUACAUAAGAGAGUUAAUUGAAUCUGAGGAGUUGGAUUCUUUGGAUAUAUUUGAGCUUGUGAUGAGCCUAAGGAAGCAAAGGGCGAGCAUGGUGCAAACCCAGGACCAAUUUCAUUUUGUUCACAAAUGUGUCGCUCACUAUUGUAGGGAACGAUUAGGAAUACCGCAUCCUUUACUUAAAGAUGACUCUCAUGAAUCUCCUCCUCCUGUACCAAACCGAACCGCUCCCUCCUUCAAUUGCGAAAUCGAAAAUGGUGACGCGUCAUUACAAGAUAACGACAGUGACGAAGAAUUCGAAGGCAAUGAUGUUCCGGAUUUUCCGCACGAGCCGCCUGCUCCACGAGGACCAGAAGAACUGGGCAGCGCGGCAAGUUGA
Messenger RNA from Strongylus vulgaris, 1050 nucleotides. Lineage: Eukaryota; Metazoa; Nematoda; Chromadorea; Rhabditida; Strongylidae. The record is from the annotation of a GenBank genome assembly.